GUCAUACACAGCAAACCAGUGACCAAGAACCAACCAAAACAAAAACAAGAUGUCCAACAACAGAUUAUCACCCACCGCACUCAGACUGAUCGAGAAGCAACACGAACUCGAGGCGCUCGUCCAACUCAACCAACUCUCUCAUGGGAUGUCCGUCCAACUAGAACAACUCAGUAACCAGUUCGCGCAGGGGGCUGAUGGCGCAUUGAUCACCGAAUCCGUCAUCCAACGCUGGCAAAACGUCUUCCGAGCAGCCCAUCUAGCAAUCGCUACUCGGGCUAAUGCCAUCAAUAACGCCGCGCAGAAUCCAGUGGAUAUGCUCGUCCGAAUCCCCGUCGGAUCGGCCCAAGAAGACGAUUCUGCAUAGUCGAACCCCCUCUCUAAAAAAGAUCCUGUCAUUUAAGACCCUCCAAUAUUAUUUGUCAUUUUCUAUCCUUUUUUUAAUGAGCACAAGAAGCCUUUGUCCUUUGUACUGCAAGACGACAUAUGUAUGGAUUAUUGAAAUAUAAACCGGUUGGCGUCUCAUUUUCGAGAGAUUGAGCAUGUUGAUAUUCUGAUAUGCG
Puccinia graminis f. sp. tritici CRL 75-36-700-3 is the source of this 560-nucleotide messenger RNA. RefSeq lists its product as uncharacterized. Lineage: Eukaryota; Fungi; Basidiomycota; Pucciniomycetes; Pucciniales; Pucciniaceae. The record is from RefSeq and is a predicted model, not a curated record. Gene Ontology annotation, cellular component: mitotic spindle; DASH complex; mitotic spindle pole body. The transcript has 4 exons. Gene Ontology annotation, biological process: attachment of spindle microtubules to kinetochore; mitotic cell cycle. Bases 50 to 364 code for a protein of 104 amino acids.